ACCUGUUUGUGGUCUGUUGAGCCCGGGCGAGGUCCCCCACGCUGCGACGCCCCUGGCCGGGCUCUACCGCUAGGCUCCCGGAGGCUCGGCCCGGCGUGUCCGCACUCGGGGGCAACUGGACCCUGCGGCCCUGGGGCUGCAGCCCCACCCCGCCCCGCCCUAGGCGCGCGCGCUCUAGGUACCCGACCUCGCACCGGGUCGCGCUCGUCUCCUGGCGGCACCAGGUCGGACUCCACCCCUUCCGCGGCCCUACUUUGCGCGGUCCCCCAGACCUCCCGGCUGUGGGUACACCCCGUCCUGACCGCCGGUUCUUGCCAACCUGCACUCCUUGGCCCACAGCAGGUACAACUGAAGGAUUCCUGAAAAUCCUAGGACUUGAACUAAGCUCUGAAUAAACAGGAUUAAGACAGCCUCACCAUGUGUGACGGGCUAAUCGAGAAGUAUGUGGCUGCCAUGGUGCUGAGUGCGGCUGGAGACGCCUUGGGAUAUUUCAAUGGGAAGUGGGAGUUCCUCCGGAGUGGGCAGAAGAUCCACCAGCAGCUGGCCCAGCUUGGUGGCUUGGAUGCCAUCGAUGUGGAGAGGUGGAGAGUCAGUGAUGACACAGUAAUGCACCUUGCCACGGCAGAAGCUCUUGUGGAAGCCGGGAAAAUCUUGGACUUGGGCCAACUGUAUCCUCUCCUUGCUAAGAAUUACCAAAACUGCAUGGGAGACAUGGAUGGUCGGGCACCAGGUGGUGCCUCAGUGCAGAACGCCUGUCGUCUGGAACCAGACAAGGCCAAUGGCUGGAGGAUUCCCUUCCACAGUCAUGAAGGCGGCUGCGGGGCUGCCAUGCGGGCCAUGUGCAUUGGUCUCAGGUGGCCCCACCCCAGCCAGCUGGGCACACUGAUCCAGGUGAGCAUCGAGAGCGGCCGAAUGACCCACCACCACCCCACAGGCUACCUGGGAGCCCUUGCAUCUGCUCUCUUUACAGCCUAUGCUGUCAAUGGCAAGCCACCCAGGCAAUGGGGAAAAGGACUGAUGAUGAUACUGCCAGAAGCAAAAAAGUAUAUUGUCCAAUCAGGCUACUUUGUGGAGGAGAAUCUUCAACACUGGUCUUACUUCCAAGACCAAUGGGAAAAAUACUUAACACUUAGAGGGAUUUUGAGCGGCAAGUCAGCCCCUACUUUUCCUCAGCCCUUUGGUGUGAAGGAGAGGGAUGAGUUCUACACCUCUGUGAGCUACUCAGGCGUGGGUGGCAGCAGUGGCCACGACGCCCCCAUGAUUGCCUACGAUGCCAUCCUGGCUGCUGGAGACUCCUGGAAGGAGCUUGCACACCGGGCUUUUUUCCACGGUGGAGACAGUGAUUCUACAGCUGCCAUUGCAGGCUGCUGGUGGGGCAUCAUGUAUGGCUUUAAAGGAGUGAGCCCCUCCAACUAUGAGAAACUUGAGUACAGAAACCGACUAGAAGAGACAGCCAGGGCUUUAUAUUCUCUUGGGUCAAAGGAAGAUGCUGGAAUUGCCCCUUAGGGACUGUGACACUCAUUUCUGUUGAUUUCUCCUCAGGUAUAGUUCCUUUUCUGUUAGAUUUCUUUCACUUUUUCCAAAGUCAAGAGUUUCAACAUUGUAUUCAGAUAUUUUUUAAAUAACUUGUCCCUUGGACACCUGAUGUUCAGUCUUUCCAAACUCAUUUGUUUUCCUGAAUCUGUAUUUCUUCUUAUCCUGAAGAGUCUUACUUUCAGGUGAUGGGGUCAGUGUCUCCCACGCCUGAGUCUCAUAACCUUAUAUUAAAGUCUUCAUUU
Messenger RNA from Condylura cristata (star-nosed mole), 1778 nucleotides. RefSeq names its product ADP-ribosylarginine hydrolase (gene ADPRH). Gene Ontology annotation, biological process: protein de-ADP-ribosylation. The record is from RefSeq and is a predicted model, not a curated record. The coding region runs from base 418 to 1506 and encodes 362 amino acids. Gene Ontology annotation, molecular function: magnesium ion binding; ADP-ribosylarginine-[protein] hydrolase activity. The transcript has 5 exons. Lineage: Eukaryota; Metazoa; Chordata; Mammalia; Eulipotyphla; Talpidae.